CUGUGUUGUGCUGCAUGGGGUAGUGCAUUAUAAAUGCAGCCAGUGGAAGGCCCCUGAACUCAAAACUGUACCAGUCCCCAGAGUCUGUACAAGCCUCCCCAAGAUGAAGCUACCAGGCCAGGAGGAGUUCGAAGUCUCCAGUGCUUGUAAAAAUGUGCCCACAGGAGAGCUGGACAGUAGCCCUGGCUCUGGCCCCAGCCCUGAUGGCCCCUUGGACACCAAGAGAGGGGACCUGGGGGUAUCCAAGGACCCGCUGCUUUUCAUUCAGCUGAAUGAGCUUCUGGGCUGGCCCCAGGCACUGGAGUGGAGAGAGACAGGCAGGUGGGUGCUGUUUGAGGAGAAGGUGGAGGUGGGUGCGGGCCGGUGGAGUGUCCCUCACGUGCCCACCCUGGCACUGUCCAGCCUUCAGAAGCUCCACAGCCUAUUGGCCGAGGGCCUUGUGCUGCUGGACUGUCCAGCUCAGAGCUUCCUGGAGCUCGUGGAACAGGUGACCAGAGUAGAGUCGCUGAGCCCAGAGCUGAGAGGGCAACUGCAGGCCUUGCUGCUGCAGAGACCCCAGCACCUCAUCCAGCCCACAGGCACCAGGCCCUGCCAGGGAUCUGCCCAUCCAAGAGAGGCUUCUUACAAUGAGGAAGCCCUGCUGAAGGAACAGCGUCAAAACCCUCUGAGACAGAAGCUGCCUCCAGGAGCUGAAGCAGCGGCUGUGCUGGCAGGAGAGCUGGGCUUCCUGGUGCAGCCCCUGGGAGCCUUUGUGCGACUGCGGGACCCAGUGGUGCUGGGACCCCUCAUGGAGGUUCCCCUUCCCAGCAGAUUUUUCUGCCUCCUCCUUGGUCCCUCCACAGUGGGAAAGGGCUACCACGAGAUAGGCCGGGCAAUGGCUGUCCUCCUCAGUGACUCGCAAUUCCAGUGGACAGUUCGUCGGGCCAGCAACCUUCACGACCUUCUGGCAGCCUUGGAUGCCUUCCUAGAGGAGGUGACAGUGCUCCCUCCAGGUCUGUGGGACCCGACAACCCGGAUCGCCCCACCUAAAUGUCUACCCUCCCAGCACAAAAGGCUCUUCUCACAACUGAGGGAGGUCAAGGGCCCUCCUGCCCCACCUGGGGCCCUGGCUGAGGACAGGCACGGCCACUGGCUACGUACACCCAGCCCAGAGUUACAGCGGACAGGCAGGCUGUUUGGGGGCCUCCUCCAGGAUGUGCGCCGGAAGGCUUCAUGGUACCCUAGCGACUUCUUGGAUGCGCUACACCCCCAAUGCCUGUCAGCUGUGCUCUACAUUUACUUGGCCACCGUCACUAAUGCCAUCACAUUUGGGGGUCUGCUGGGGGAAGCCACCAGUGGUGCUCAGGGCGUGCUGGAAAGUUUCCUGGGCACUGCAGCAGCUGGAGCCACCUUCUGCCUGAUGGCUGGCCAGCCCCUCACCAUCCUCAGCAGCACAGGGCCAGUGCUGGUCUUUGAGCGCCUGCUUUUCUCCUUCAGUAGAGAUUACAGCCUGGACUACCUGCCCUUCCGCCUAUGGGUGGGCAUCUGGGUGGCCACAUUUUGCCUAGCACUGGUGGCCACGGAGGCCAGUGUGCUGGUCCGCUACUUUACCCGCUUCACCGAAGAAGGCUUCUGUGCCCUCAUCAGCCUCAUCUUCAUCUAUGAUGCUGUGGGCAAAAUGCUGAGCCUGACCAGUGCCUAUCCCAUCCAGAGCCCUGGCUCCCCUGCCUACGGCUGCUUUUGCCAGUAUCCAGACCCAGGAGGAAAUGAGUCUCAGUGGACAAGGACAGAACCCAAAGACAGAGAUGACAUCUCAAGCAUGGACCUAGGCCUGGUCAAUGCCUCCUUGCUGCCCCCAACUGAGUGUGCCCGGCGGGGAGGCCACCCUCGUGGCCCCAACUGUCAUACAGUCCCAGACAUCGCCUUCUUCUCCCUCCUCCUCUUCCUUACCUCCUUCCUCUUAGCCACGGCCCUCAAGCAUGUAAAGACAAGCCGCUUCUUCCCCUCUGUGGUACGCAAAGUGCUCGGUGACUUCUCCUCAGUCCUGGCCAUGCUGCUGGGCUGCGGCCUUGAUUCCUUCCUGGGUCUGGCCACGCCAAAGCUCACUGUGCCCAGUGAGUUCAAGCCCACACUCCCUGGGCGUGGCUGGCUGGUGUCACCUUUUGGAACCAACCCCUGGUGGCUGAGUGUGGCAGCAGCCCUACCUGCCCUACUGCUGUCUAUCCUCAUCUUCAUGGACCAGCAGAUCACAGCGGUUAUCCUCAACCGUGCUGAAUAUAAACUGCGGAAGGGAGCUGGCUUCCACCUGGACCUCUUCUGCGUGGCUUUGCUGAUGCUCCUCACAUCAGUGCUGGGGCUACCCUGGUAUGUCUCAGCCACAGUCAUAUCCCUGGCCCACAUGGACAGUCUUCGAAGAGAAAGAAGAACCUGUGCCCUGGGGGAGCCCUGCAGCUUCCUGGGGAUCAGGGAGCAGAGGCUGACAGGCCUGGUGGUAUUCAUCCUUACAGGAACCUCCAUCUUCCUGGCACCUGUACUCAAGUUCAUCCCAAUGCCUGUGCUCUAUGGCAUCUUCCUGUACAUGGGUGUGGCAGCGAUGAGCAGCACCCAGUUCACAAAGAGGGUACAGCUAUUAUUGAUGCCAGCAAAACACCAGCCAGACCUCCUGCUCUUACGGCAUGUGUCUCUGAGCAGGGUCCACCUCUUCACAGCCAUCCAGCUUGCCUGCCUGGGUCUGCUUUGGAUAAUCAAGUCUACCCCUGCAGCCAUAAUCUUCCCCCUCACGUUGCUGGGCCUGGUGGGGGUCCGAAAGGCACUGGAGAGGGUCUUCUCACCACAGGAACUCCUUUGGCUGGAUGAGCUGAUGCCAGAGAAGGAAAGGAGCAUCCCCGAGAAGGGGCUGGAGCCAAAGUAUUCACUUGGUGGUGAUAGUGAACAUUCAGAGCUGAUGUAUCAGCCAAAGGCUCCAGAAAUCAAUAUCUCUGUGAAUUAGCUGAAGCAGGAGUUUGGGAAUCGAGACUUCAGGAAACUGAGCAUGAGUUCACAGGUGUUACUCAAAGUCGGGAUAUUGUUGGCCUUUGGCUUAACUGCCAGAUUCUCAGUUGACCUGAAGGAGAGGGGAAGGCCUAGAGGACAGCUGGCCAAGAUUUCCGUUACCCUCCUGAGUAGUGGGUAGAGAGUGGUAGAAAAUAAGCAGGUUUGCUGGUAAGCCUGGGGAACUGACCAGGCCCCAUUCACUCUCUACCCCAUUAAAAAGACACGGAAACCCUUCCCAUUUGAGGACUUUCCGUCCUCACAAAUUCUCUUUUUCACAAUUGGGAGUCUUUAGGGAACUCUUUUCAGUUUGCAAAAGGGGAAAAAAAUCUUCCACAAAAAUUAUUCCUCUAUUUAAGUUUUUUAUACAUAUGAAAAUAAUCUUUACUGUUUUUUUUUACCACAAAAGUAAAUGAGACUAGUGCCAAAUAGCAAAACACUACAGAUAUAUAUAGUUUUGAAAUGAAAAUCGUACCAGUGAUAUUCAGUGUUCAAAUUUUGGUGUAUAUUGUUCAAAUUUAUUUCAAGGGAUACAUUAAUAUUUUCAUUAAAAUGAGACUAUACUGUCGAAUUCUACAACAUGCUUGUCCUUCGAUAUGCAUUGAACAUUUUUCCCAUAUCUACCUCAUUCUUUUUGUCAUCUGGACAGAAUGAACAACCUUAUAAUCUGAAAAAGGUACCAUAUAUACAAAAGAGUACAUAAAAUGUUUUCUGCAAGUACAAGAAUUUCUUCAGAGCAUAUACCUAGGACUGAAAUUAAAGAGUAAAAAAAGAACACUUGUGUAUGUCAGUUCAUCUAUGAAUUCUAAAGUUAACAAUUAUACUUAAUCUGGGAUCCCUGGGUGGUGCAGUGGUUUGGCACCUGCCUUUGGCCCAGGGCGAGAUCCUGGAGACCCGGGAUCGAGUCCCACAUCGGGCUCCCGGUGCAUGGAGCCUGCUUCUCCCUCUGCCUGUGUCUCUGCCUCUCUCUCUCUGUGUGACUAUCAUAAAUAACUAAAAAAAAAUUAUACUUAAUCUAACAUUUUAGUUUUAAUUAGGAAAGUUGUUCAGAAAUUUUAAUCUAUAAAAUGCAAGAAGUGGAAAUUAUUUUUUAUUUUAUUACAUUUUAUUUUUAGGUGAUCUUGACACACAAGGUGGGGCUCAAACUCACGAUGCCAAAAUCAAGAGUUGUAUGCUCCACUGAUUGAGCCAGCCAGGUGCCCCAGAAGUGGGAAUUCUAGUGGCUUUUAAAAAUGUUUUAAAGAAGGCUCCUAAGAGCCCCUGGAUGGCUCAGUCAGUUAAGCAUAUAACUCGAUUUCAGCUCAGGUUCCAAUCUCAGGGUUGUGAGAUAGAGCUCCAGGUCAGGCUCCUUGCUCAGCAGGGUGUUUGGUGGAGAUUCUCUCUCCCUCUCCCCCUGCCCCUCCCUGAUCCCCACUUGUGCUCCCCGCCUCAAAUAAAUAAACAAAUCUUUAAAGAAUGCUCCUAAAAUUAUAGUCUAAGUAUCUAUUGAGAGAAAUAUAUACCCAAAGUAUAAUUUAAACUUGGAUAAUUAUAUAUUUUACCUGUUUCCACAGCAUCUACGUUUUGUUUGUUUUGUUUUUUAAGAUUUUAUUUAUUUAUUCAAGAGAGACACAGAGAGAGGCAGAGACAUAGGCAGAAGGGGAAGCAGGCUCCCCUCGGGGAACCUGAUGCUGGGCUCAAUCCCAGGACCCCAGGAUCACGACCUGAGCCAAAGGCAGACGUUCAACUGCUGAGCCACCCAGGCGUCCCACAUCUACAUGUAGUUAAAAACAUCUUCAGUUAGUCUUAUUUAAACAUUCAAUAAAUGCAAAAAAAAAAAUAAAAUAAAAUAAACAUUCAAUAAAUGCUUAGUGUAUAUCAACAAUAUCCUGUCAGAUAGUUUUUUUAACUUCAUGGAGUUUAUACUAAAGGACAGAAAUAACAAAGAAAAGCUAAGAAUAUCUGUGAUAAUGACAAGUACCCUGAAGAAACUCAAACAGGGUAAUAGGGCAGGGACUGGGUUCUCCCAGUCUUCUUGCUUGAUGUAGAUGUUCAGGAGGACCUCUCUGAGUAAGGGACCUUUAAGCUGGGAUCUGAGUGACAAAGGACCAACUAAAUUAUUAUCUGCCUUCAGCCAAGACACGGUAAACAUACACAUGAAUUUAAGCUCUCUAUAGUUCCCAAACUGGGGACCACUGUCAAGAGGGAAAGACUGAGGUCAGGUCUGGCUUCAAACUUAGCCCUUAACUUGCUCAGGCCAGGCUGUAUGAGCCUGAAACAUGCCUUUCUGGGUUCUCACAGGCUUCAGGUUUCUGUCAGUAAAAUGAGGCCAAGAGCCCAGAUUCUAGGGUGCUGUAAGUGUUAAUUGAUACCUAUAACAUUCUUUAAGAUGUUUAGAUGAAACACCUAGGACUGUAUAGAGGGUUAUUAGAGCCUCCCAAGCCCCAGGGAAAAUCUCUCCCUAUCAGUAAUGUAAAUCUUCUCUUCUCCAGUCUGUAGCUAUGGGACAAUGGCUUUCAAACUUCUGGUAUUAAAAUCAAAGAUUGUCAUAAUGUGAACUCUUGGGCUGUUGGUCUGAGGUUCUGAUUUUCUCUGAGGUCCUGGGUUCUUAUCUUCUCAGUUCUGUGUUUUGCCCCCUCGUCAAGGGCCUCAUGCUUCCCAACACUCUAGAUUUUUGUCUUUGCAAAUGGACCUGAGUAUGCACUUGUCCACAUAUGCGAUGGUCAGAGACAUCUUUAGUCAUUUUUCCUAAGAGUGAUCCAGAGCAGAGACUGGGGAAGGCAGGAAUGUGUCUGUAUCUACUUCUCUACUGUCAGCAGAUGUUAGGAAGAGGAUUUAGGGGAAAACAUUUAACAAAAGAAGGGAGGAAAAGCUGACUGGUAGAAAACGAGAGAAGAAAUUGAGUACAAGGAAAGUAAUCCUUGUGUGAGGGUCAGUUCACGCUCCUUACUAUUUUUACUGAUGCUGAAUCCCAGUAUAGGGGCUAUUCAGGGCUUGAAUGACCAAUUUAUUCAUUCAUUCAAUAAAUAUAUAUGUAUUAAAUAUCUAUUAUAUACCAGGCAAUGUAGUCUAUUAUAUUCCUAUGUGUAGGAAUUCAAUGUGAAAUAAGAGAAAAACUCUGCUUUCCUAGAGUUUCCACUGUAAUAGGGGGAGACUGAAAAUAAAUAAAUAAAAUAAAUAAACAAACAAAUAAAUAAAAUGAUAUACACAUGAGACUAUUUCAGACAGUGAUAAAUGCAAUAAUACAACAUAAUGCAACAAAGAGGGAAGGUUAGUGGGUGAAUACCCUAGGUUAGGGGUUAGUAAUUGUCUCUCUGAGAAGAUAACAUUUGAGUAGAGACCUGAAUGACAAGAAGUCAGCCUUGGGCAUAGGGGAGAGGGAGUGGAUGGAAAGCAUUUUUGGCCAAGAGACUAUCAGUGCAAAGGCCCUCAGGCAAGGAAGGACUUUGGAAUGUUUGAGAAGGCCCAUAUGGCUACAGUGGAAGAUGACAGAGAGAAUAUUGCAAGGUGAAGCUGGAAAAGAUGAGGAUCUGUAUGGUAGGCUAUAUAAUGACCACCUUGGAAGAGGCAGUAUGGAUGAGGCCUAUCCCUUGGGGUAAGAAUAGUAGGGGCCAACCUAGAGUAGCCAAAACAAUCUUGAAAAUGAAGAACAAGUUGUAGGACUCAGUCUCUGAUUGCAAAACUUGCUUCAAAGCUACUAUAAUCAAGACAGUGUGGUACUUGCAUACAAAAAUAUAUACAGGAUUGACAGUCUGGGAACACACAUUCACACUUACAGUCAAUUGAUUUUUUGAUGAGAGUGCCAAGAUAACUCAAUGGUGAAGAAUAGUCUUUUUAACAAAUGGUUCUGGGAAAACUGGCUAUCUUCAUGGAAAAGAAUGAAGUUGGACCCCCUACCUCAUAUCACAUGCAAAAAUUAACUCAAAAUGCAUAAAAACCUAAAUGUAGGAGCCAAACCAUCUCUUCCUAGAAGAAAAUAGAUGGUAGGAUGCGUGGGUGGCUCAGUAGUUGAGCGUCUGCCUAUGGCUCAGGUUGUGAUCCCAGGGUCCUGGGAUCGAGUCCUGUAUCAGGUUCCCUGUAGGGAGCCUGCUUCUCCCUCUGCCUGUGCCUCUGCCUCUCUCUCUGGGUCUCUCAUGAAUAAAUAAAUAAAAUCUUAAAAAAAAAUAAGAAUAAAAAAGGUGGUAAUCCUAUAUGACCUUGGACUUGACAAUGGUUUCUUAGAUAUGAUACAAAAAUACAAGGAACAAAUUUAAAAAAUAAAUUAGACCUCAU
Messenger RNA from Nyctereutes procyonoides (raccoon dog), 7260 nucleotides. It is a transcript of the gene SLC4A9, whose product is annotated as solute carrier family 4 member 9. Gene Ontology annotation, cellular component: basolateral plasma membrane; plasma membrane. Gene Ontology annotation, molecular function: sodium:bicarbonate symporter activity; monoatomic anion transmembrane transporter activity; solute:inorganic anion antiporter activity. Lineage: Eukaryota; Metazoa; Chordata; Mammalia; Carnivora; Canidae. Bases 104 to 2968 code for a protein of 954 amino acids. The transcript is spliced from 22 exons. The record is from RefSeq and is a predicted model, not a curated record. Gene Ontology annotation, biological process: transmembrane transport; monoatomic anion transport; regulation of intracellular pH.